AUGGAGGUUCUACAUGAGCUGUGCUGGUUAGCACAUGAUAAUCGAAUAGCGCUCUGUCCCGAGGAGAAGUAUCGCAACGUUCUCGACCUUGGUACCGGUGAUGGUACAUGGGCGAUAGAGUUUGCUGACAUGCACGAGGAGGCAACCGUUAUUGGUGUUGAUAUGCACCGCUUUCAGCCAACUUUCGUGCCUCCAAACUGUGAGUUCCAAAUUGAUAACCUUGAAGAGGAUUGGACAUGGAGCGGUUGUUUCGACUUUAUACAUGCGCGGAUGUUGUCCGGGUGCUUUAAGAAACCGAGACACAUCGUAAGCAGCGCACAGCUGACACCAGGCGGUUAUUUCGAGGUUACCGACAUACUCUACACCCCAAAGUCCGAUGAUGGAACACUUGUUUCCAAUUCACCCCUCCGCACAUGGGCAAAUCAACUUGCUAGCGCGGCCAGGGAGAUAGGCCGCCCUCUUAUUGGAGACGCUUCUGAGUAUCUGGAUAUGCUCAGCGAAGCGGGCUUUGUGGAUAUCCAUGUGGUUGUUAAAAACUUGCCCACCAACUCCUGGCCGAAUGACAAGACACUGAAGGAAAUCGGGAAAAUCAGUUCACUCGCCCUUGAGCUUGAGACGAUUUCUAUGGCUCUCUUUACGCACGGCCUGGGUUGGGACCCCGAAGCAGUCAUUGCCACAUGCGCUCAUGUCCGUGAAGAAUUUAAGUCGCCGGAUGUUCAUGCAUAUUUCCCUUUAAUUAUUGUCUACGGGAGGAAGCCAUGUCGGCCGGGUAGCGUAGAAGAAAGAUGA
Podospora anserina S mat+ is the source of this 789-nucleotide messenger RNA. RefSeq lists its product as uncharacterized. Gene Ontology annotation, molecular function: methyltransferase activity. Bases 1 to 789 code for a protein of 262 amino acids. The record is from RefSeq and is a predicted model, not a curated record. The transcript is spliced from 2 exons. Lineage: Eukaryota; Fungi; Ascomycota; Sordariomycetes; Sordariales; Podosporaceae.